UAAACCAAUAGUUGUAUUUAAUAUGAAAGGAGAUUAAUCGCAAUAAGAAUGCUGAUGUACAAAAUACUAAAGUUGUUGCUUCUAUGUGUGUUGUGCAAUACCGUGCAAAAUGCUCGAAUUUUGGGUAUAUUUCCUAUGGUAGCCAGAAGUCAUUAUAUUUUGGGCAACGCUUUGAUGAGAGGAUUGGCAGAGGCGGGUCACAAUGUGACCGUGAUCAGUCCUUAUGAAGAAAAAAAUCCACCUAAUGGUGGUAGUUAUAAGGAGGUUGUAUUGACUGGGUUUAAAGAGGAAUUUGAAAAAAUUAUGCAAGUUAUGAAUCUCUUCGACAAUAAGAACCAGAGUACAUUCGCAACAAUGUCCAAAUUUUUAGGCAUAAUCUCAAAAUUGAACGACGACUUUUUUGCUCACGCAAAUGUUCAGAUGCUUUUAAAAUCUGAUGAAAAGUUUGAUGUUGUAAUAGUUGAGCAGUUCUUAAAUGACGCGAUAAAGGUCCUGGGCCACAUUUACAACGUUCCCGUAAUUGCUUUAAGUACGCUAGGUCCUAAUCCGUGGGUAAAUAAUAUCGUUGGAAAUCCAUCGCCAUUAUCUUAUAUCCCACAACCAAUUUCGUCUGUCUCAUCACUGGAUAUGUCUUUCACAGAAAGGCUUUCAAACCUGUUUUCAUAUUUAAUGUUCGCAGCAAUGGACAAAUUUAUUCUUUUUCCCGAUCAAAGCAGAAUUUUGAAAAAACACUUUCCUGAUGCACCAGACCUUUCUGAUCUCUAUUACAACGUCUCAUUGAUUUUAUUAAAUUCACACGAAAGUUUGAACCAACCCGUUCCUUUUGUGCCCAAUAUGGUUCAUAUAGGUGGUUACCAUGUCACACCUCCCAAAAAACUACCAAAGGAUCUGCAAGAAUAUCUCGACAAUGCUGAAGAAGGUGUGGUGUAUUUCAGUUUGGGAUCCAAUCUGAAAAGCAAAGAUCUGCCUCCGAACAAAAGAAACGCCUUCUUAAAGGCCUUUAGCAAACUUAAGCAGAAAGUCUUGUGGAAAUGGGAAGUAGACGAUUUACCUGGAAAACCUCCUAAUGUUAAAUUAGGCAAAUGGCUUCCCCAGCAGGAUAUAUUAGCUCAUCCAAAUGUCAAGUUAUUUAUAACCCAUAACGGUCUACUUAGUACAACUGAGGCUAUUUAUCACGGUGUACCCAUAUUGGGAAUUCCAGUUUUUGCAGAUCAACACAUCAACGCAAGAAUGGCCACUCUUGGUGGAUAUGCUCUUUCUUUGCCAUACGAAGAUCCCACAUUUUCAGAAGAAAAAAUAUCGAAAAUGUUAGAGGAACUACUCACUAAUUCCAAGUAUAGAGAAAACGUGAGGAAAAGAUCGCAGAUGUUUCACGAUAGACCACUAAAACCCAUGGACGUAGCUGUCUAUUGGGUGGAAUAUGUCAUAAGGACUGAGGGGGCUCCUCAUCUUAGAGUGGCUGGAGCUAAUUUCUCAUGGUUUAAAUACCAUUCUUUGGACGUUAUUAGUUUUGUAAUCGUAGUAUUCUCCUUAGUUAUUUAUGUAUCAUAUGCCGGAAUUAGAAAGAUUUUGAUGAGUAUAUGCAGUAAAGCGAAAAUUAAAUCCAAAAUGUUGAUUAACAAAAUGUUAACGUUAACUCUACUCUACGCGUUGUGCUGUACAGCGAAUAGUGCUCGUAUUUUAGGUAUAUUCCCAACUACCAUUCCAAGUCAUUAUAUUUUGGGUCGUGCUUUGAUGAAAGGAUUGGCUGAGGAGGGCCACAACGUUACUAUGAUUAGCCCGUUUGAAGACAAAAAUCCACCCAAAAGGGGUAGCUAUAAAGAUGUGGUCUUAACUGGGUUCGUAGAAGAAUUUGAGACAUUGAAACAUGUUUUGAAUCUCAUGCAAAAUAAGAACCAGAGUAUGCUCGCUUCAAUGAGUCAGUUUUUUAAUGUCAUGUCGGAAUUAAACGACAAGUUUUUCGCACACGAAAAUGUACAAAAUCUUCUAAAAUCAGACGAAGAAUUUGAUGUUGUAAUAGUUGAACAAUUCCUAAAUGAAGUCAUGAAGAUCUUCGGCCACAUCUACAAAAUUCCUGUAAUUGUUUUUAGUACAAUGGGCCCUACUCCAUGGACAAAUAAUAUUGCUGGAAAUCCAUCACCGCUAUCUUACGUUUCAUUUUUACCAGAUGUUAAUUAUCCAUAUAUGUCCUUUACUGACAGGCUGUUAAAUCUGUUUUCAUAUUUAAUGCUCCAAGCUAUCGACCGGCUAGUAUAUUUUCCUGAUCAAAACAGAAUUCUGAAAAAACAUUUUCCUGAUGCUCCAGACAUUUAUGACGUGUUCUACAAUGUAUCGUUGGUUUUAUUAAACUCUCACGAAAGUUUAAACCAACCUGUCCCUUCUGUGCCCAAUAUGGUUCAAAUUGGUGGUUAUCAUGUCAACCCCCCUAAAAAGUUACCAAAGGAUCUACAGGAAUAUCUCGACAAUGCUAAAGAAGGCGUUGUGUAUUUCAGUUUAGGGUCUAAUUUGAAAAGCAAAAGCCUUAAUCCUUACAGGAGAGAUGCAAUAUUAAAGGCAUUUGGAAAACUUAAAGCGAAAGUGUUAUGGAAGUGGGAGGCGGAUGAUCUACCCGGAAAACCUCCUAAUGUUAAAUUAGCCAAAUGGAUACCUCAGCAGGACAUACUAGCACAUCCAAAUGUGAAAUUGUUCAUAACCCAUAGCGGACUUCUGAGUAUAACAGAGACGGUUUAUCACGGUGUACCUGUACUGGGAAUCCCAGUUUUUGCAGACCAACAUCUCAACGCAAAACUAGCCACUCACAAUGGAUUCGCCCUCUAUUUACCCAUGGAAGAUCCCUCAUUUUCGGAGGAAAAACUAUCACAAUAUUUACAGGAGCUGCUCACUAAUCCGAAAUACACGGAAAACGUGAAGAAAAGAUCACAAUUAUUUCAUGAUAGACCACAGAAGCCUAUGGACGCAGCUGCUUACUGGGUAGAAUACGUCAUAAGAACAAGGGGGGCUCCUCAUCUUAAAGUGGCUGGAAUCAAAUUCUCGUGGUAUAAAUACCACUUGCUAGAUGUGAUUAGUUUUGUAGUUGUAAUAACUUCACUAGUUAUAUAUCUACUAUACAUUGGUGUUAGAACGAUGUUGAGGUACUGGGGUACCUUUGGUAAAGGGAAAGUCAAAUCUAAAACGGAAUAGAUAUGUAUAGAUAUAUAAAUUUAAAUUUGUUGAUUUUAUUAAGUAAUCAUAGAAAUAUUGUGUUAUUUAAACAGAGUUCUGUAGUUUAUUAAACUGAUUUGUGAUUUUAGAUCGACUAUUUAUCUAAUUUGCAAACAACGUUAUAUUUAUUUUAAACGUGAUAUGUAUUUUUCCGAAUAAAAGCCUUUAU
Messenger RNA from Anoplophora glabripennis (Asian longhorned beetle), 3370 nucleotides. RefSeq lists its product as uncharacterized. The record is from RefSeq and is a predicted model, not a curated record. The coding region runs from base 49 to 3180 and encodes 1043 amino acids. The transcript has 8 exons. Lineage: Eukaryota; Metazoa; Arthropoda; Insecta; Coleoptera; Cerambycidae. Gene Ontology annotation, molecular function: UDP-glycosyltransferase activity.